This is a messenger RNA of Argiope bruennichi, 11968 nucleotides long. It is a transcript of the gene Nipped-A, whose product is annotated as transformation/transcription domain-associated protein-like. Gene Ontology annotation, biological process: DNA repair; regulation of DNA-templated transcription. The coding region runs from base 140 to 11854 and encodes 3904 amino acids. Gene Ontology annotation, cellular component: SAGA complex; nucleus; NuA4 histone acetyltransferase complex. Gene Ontology annotation, molecular function: transcription coregulator activity; protein binding. The transcript has 69 exons. Lineage: Eukaryota; Metazoa; Arthropoda; Arachnida; Araneae; Araneidae. The record is from RefSeq and is a predicted model, not a curated record.
CAGGGAAACUAAGUUAAACGAGGGUAAAUGCAGCAAUUUGAAAUAACACCGGGGAUGUGUUUUAAUUCUUAUGUUAUAUAAGUUUUUUUGACUCUUCUUGUCAAGGUUUUAAUUUCCUCAAAUCAAAUCUGCAAAAACGAUGGCACGACCAGGACCUUCACCUGGUCUUGCUGGAUCAUCUAGUUCAGGACCACAAAUCACUGAUCCUGUAGCUCUUAUGAAUACUUAUCGUUCAUACAUAUCAAUGAUUGUUGAUCCAACUGUUAAGGAUGAAAGUAAAUUAAAAGCAUUACAAGAAGUCAGCCAGGAACUGGAGAAUAUUGCUUCUAAUCCUCAAUAUCCAUCAUUUCUGGAACAUGCCCUUCGUGUCUUUAUUAAAAUUUUGCAAGAUGGUGAGCCUCAUUUCAUUGCGGAGCACACUACACAUCAAAUGCGCAAGUUGAUUUUAGAAAUUAUCCAUAGAAUACCUACCAAUGCCACACUGCUGGGUCAUGUAAAAAGUAUUUUAACAUUGAUGUUCAAACUUUUAGAAACUGAAAAUGAAGACAACAUUUUAGUUGUGUUGCGCAUCAUUAUAGAAUUUCAUAAGACUUUCAGGCCUGCUUACAGCCCUGAAAUAUCAUUGUUUCUACAAUAUGUGAAAGACAUUUACAAAGAACUUCCUAAUCACCUGAAUCAUAUAUUCGAACCUCGUCCUAUCCAAAAAUUAAAGGAUGUAAGUUUAGCAACUCUACUUCCCAUUUUAGAAGAGACCUUCACUAUCACUCCUGUGUAUGUUGAUAGGAGAGGCUCAGAUGUAAAUCCUGAACAGCAAUUCAAUUUGAUUCCAAAAGCUUCAAAGUCCUUGAAAGCUCUUGCUGAGUUGCCAAUAAUAGUGGUACUGAUGUAUCAGUUAUAUAAGCAAAAUGUCCACAGUGAUGUUGAAGAAUUCAUUCCAUUGAUCAUGUCAACUAUAUCACUUCAACCUACUCUUCAGCAAAGGAACAAUCCAAAUUUCAACAAAGAAGUGUUUGUUGAUUUUAUGGCUGCUCAAAUCAAAACAUUAUCAUUUUUAGCAUAUAUAGUAAGAAUUUAUCAGGCUGUUGUCAAUGAGCAUUCCUCUGAAUUGGCCAGAGGAAUGAUUGGCUUGCUGCGAUUGUGUCCUCAGGAAGUUGCACAUUUGCGUAAGGAACUCCUGAUUGCUGCUAGACAUAUUUUAGCUACAGAAUUGAGAGAAAAAUUUGUUGGCUGUUUAGAAGAUUUAUUUGAUGAAAAUAUUCUAAUUGGUACAGGAUGGACUGCUUAUGAAUCUUUGAGACCCUUAGCUUAUAGUACUCUGGCUGAUUUAGUUCACCACGUAAGACAACAUCUUCCUUUAAGAAUACUCGCAAAAGCUGUGAAUGUUUUUAGCAAAAAUGUACAUGAUGAGUCAUUAGUGACAACCAUACAAACAAUGUCGUGCAAGUUAUUGCUAAAUCUUGUUGAAUGCAUCAGACAGCGAUCUGAUCGUGAAAAUGGAAAUGGCCGUGAAUUGUUGAUGAGGCUACUAGAAAUUUUGGUUCUAAAAUUGAAGACAAUCGCCAAGCUGCACCUUCCAGCUUUAAUUCAAAAAACACGUCAGCAACAACAACAGAUAGCUUCAGGAACAGGGCUACAGAUGGGUCUAGCUGGUUUAAGUGCAGCUCAGGUGAUACCAAACGUGCAGAAUGCAGGUGGUCAAAGUGUUCCAAAUCUGCAAGGCAUAGCAAAUGCGCAAGGCCUGCGCUCUCAAAUGUCAAAUACAAAUCCAGGCUAUACUGAAAUUAAGAUGGAACCAAAAGAUGAUUUUAGAACUUACUUUCUGUCUGGAUUUGGUGGGUUACCAGAUGCACGAGAUGAAAGGCCAAAGUUUGGUUUCCCCGCUUCUCAGUCUGCUAAUUACACUGUCACUGAUUGUCGAAGUCUUGUAAAAACAAUUAUUUGUGGAGCUAAACAAGUUGCAUGGGCAAUGCAAGUUUGCAAGGUGCAAAAUGAAAAAAUUGAACCUGUCAUAAAAUUGGAACCAGGAGAAACUCCUAAACCUCCAUCAUCCCCAGCAAGUAAACAAUUUCAACCUAAAGAAACGUUGGUCUUUAUUAGAUUAUUAAAGUAUUCUCUGCAGGCUUUAGAUAUUUAUACACUUACACCUCAAAUGCCAGGCCAAGUUCCUAAUAGGCAACUUUCAAUGGGAGCUAUAAGAUCUAAAGAUGAAAAGGAAACUAUUGAAUUUCUUGGUGGCACAUAUACCAUCAUGCAUCCACUUACAUUUCGGGAGGUUUUCUCUACUACAAUAGAUUUCUUUGUAGACCGCAUGUAUAAAAACCAAGCUCUUCAAGUUAUGGUCAAUUCAUUUCUAGCACAUGACACAAGUUCUCAUAUAUUUGCUACUAUAUUAGUAGAAUAUCUUUUAAAGAGAAUGGAAGAAAUGGGAUCAAAUAUGGAGCGUUCUAACUUAUAUCUUAAACUUUUCAAAAUGGUGUUUGGAUGUGUGUCAUUGUUUGCUGCGGCCAACGAAGAAAUGUUAAAGCCUUACUUGCAUCAAAUUGUGAAUCGAUCAAUGGAGUUAGCCCUGAGUGCGAGAGAACCAUACAACUAUUUUCUUCUUCUAAGAGCGCUGUUUAGAUCCAUAGGUGGGGGUAGUCAUGACUUACUUUAUCAAGAAUUUCUUCCAUUAUUACCCAACCUGCUGCAAGGUUUGAAUAGUUUACAGAGUGGACUACACAGACAGCACAUGAAGGAUCUUUUUGUUGAAUUAUGUUUAACAGUCCCUGUCAGGUUAAGCUCAUUGUUGCCAUACCUACCUAUGCUUAUGGAUCCAUUAGUAUCUGCAUUAAAUGGUUCUCAAACAUUAGUUAGUCAGGGAUUACGAACGCUUGAAUUGUGUGUUGACAAUUUGCAGCCAGAAUUCUUGUAUGACCAUAUACAACCUGUGAGAGCAGAAUUGAUGCAAGCUCUUUGGCGAACUUUGAGAAACCCUGUAGAUAGUAUUGCCCAGGUAGCAUUCAGAGUCCUCGGAAAAUUUGGAGGAGGAAAUCGAAAAAUGAUGAUAGAACCACAAAAGUUGGAUUAUUACAAUCGUGAAAGUGCUGGCCCUUGCAUAGCUGUUCAUUUUCAAGAACAUAAAAUGAAUAUAUCUUUGCCAAUUGGAAAGGUUAUUGAAACUGCAUGUACUGCUCUUAAAACAACUACCACAAAUGAGUUUUACAGGAAACAGUGCUGGAAAGUCAUCAAAGCUUUUCUCUCUGCCAAUAUUGAGCUAGAUAAUGAUAAGAAGAAUGUGAUGCAACUAUUUUGUCAUCCUAGUUUCGUUUCUGGUGAAAUUCCAUCACUUGCAGGUGUUUAUUAUUUUUGUCCUGAUAGCGAAUCCAGAAAAGUUCAUGAAUUGGCUUUAACUGGAAUGUUUGUGGCUUCAGCUAUUAAGGAACUCCGCACAACUGUUGUUCCUUUUAUGGUUAAUCUUGUUCGACAUUACACCUUAGUUGCUAUUAGUCAACAAUCAGGGCCGUUUGUGAAUUCAAGGCAAGUGAGGCAUCAAGGAAUGGAUCCUUUAGUGUUAGUUGAUGCCAUUGCUGCUGUUAUGGGCCAUGAAGAAAAGGAAUUGUGCAAGCCUGGUGGCUUGGCUCUAAUGAUCAUGAUUGAAACUGCUACUAUAGUCCAUAACUCCAAGCGAAGGGCUUGUUCUCUACCUUUAUAUGAAUAUUUAGCUGAAAAAAUGUGUGCACUCUGUUAUGAUAGGGCUUGGUAUGCUAAACUUGGAGGAUGUGUUGCCAUUAAAUCUUUAUUUGACAAAUGCCAUCCCAGAUGGGUAUAUGCUCACAUGUACAGUUUCUUAAAAGCAUUACUUUUUGUAAUGAUGGAUCUUACUGGUGAAGUAUCUAGUGGAGCAGUUGAUAUGGCUAAAAACAAUUUGGAAAUAAUGUUGAAACAGUUUUGCAAGCCUUGCGGAGAUGACAUUGAUGAAGAUGAAAAAGAACUUCAAACUAAAGCAGUGAAUGAAGUUGUUCAAGAACUUACAAGACAAGUCACACAGCCGAACAGUUGCGUCAGGGAGCAAGCAAUGCACUCUUUAAAAGUAAUUGCUGAAGCUCAAAACAAGACCGUGACUCAAAUAAUCGAACCUCACAAAGAUCUACUUUUAGAUUAUGUUCCUCUUCGAAAACAUGUGCUUCGACAUCAGCCUGUCAUUUGUCAGAUAGGGUUAUUGGAUGGAAAUACAUUUUGUAUUACUUUGGAACCUCGAUUGUUUUCAUAUGAUUUGUCUAAUGCGGAGCACAAAACGUUUUUUGAUGAACUUAUCAUGCUCUGUGAAUAUGAUGAUGCAACUCUGUUGAAAUUACCUUGUUACAAAAAUAUGAGCAGUCUCAUUCCUAUACGUAAAGCCAUGCUACGCUUACUGGCAGCUUGUCACUACAUGCCAGAUAAGAGAAUGGAUAUAUUCCAACAUUUGUAUAAAGCUCUUAGCUCGACUACACCAGAAUUGCAAGAAGUUGGUUAUCAAUGUAUAAAGGAUAUUAUCUCCAAAUACGAAAUUGAUAUUGACAUGGUUCAUACUACUAUUCGUCCUCUGCUCCUAAAACUGGGGGAUUACAGAUCUCUGAGCUUAUCAGUUAUUCAACACUUGAGCUAUCUUACUCUGUUAUUUCCAAAAUUAUUCAAUGACAAACUUUGUGAUCAAUUAUUGACCCACCUGCAUAAAUGUUUGGAAGUCGCUGAAGCGACUGUGAAAGAAAACGAGCGAACAGCAGUCGUUACUGAAGUGAAGAUAUGUGUGGGAAUUAUUAAUAUAUUUCAUCAGAUACCAGCUGCUAGCACCAAAUUUAUUGAGCCCUUGAUUGGCAUUGUCCUGAAUACUGAAAAGAAUUUAAUGAUGGAAGCGGGAAGUCCCUAUCGCGAGCCACUCAUUAAAUUUUUGCGUAGAUAUCCAGCUCAGACUAUGGAGCUUCUUCUGUCGGAUGAAAAUCUUCAAAAUGAACAAGUUACUCGAUUUUUAGAGUAUUUAUUAAAGGGCGAUCAUGGAAGACCUUUUCGGGAGGUUCUACAACAGAAUCCUUCUAAGCUAGUGUCAAUGUUUUUCCGAUCAAAUCAAUCGGGUGCCUCCAGUACUGGUAUUUCUGUUCACGAGAUUCAAUAUCAAGCUAUCAGAAUUGUAAGCUUGCUGACUAAGUUGGAUGACCAAUGGUUGUCUGAGCAGCAUCAACUUGUUGCUUGCCUCAGAAAAGUUUGGAUAUCUAAAGAUUUCCAAGAACGCCAUUUGAAAGCAGACACUGUUGACUAUACUCAAUGGAAAGAACCUAAACUUCUUGCUAAAUGUUUGCUGAAUUUUGUUAAACACCAUCCAAGUGAAAUUGAGCUUCUGUUUCAACUCCUCAGGGCAUUUACAGGUCGAUUUAUUCCAGAUUUUGAGUUUUUGAGAGACUUUUUGGAAAAUACGGUUGCCAACAACUACACUGUGGAUUGGAAACGUAUGGCUUUCUUCAAAUUUGUGGAGUUAUUUUGUGAUGACACUUUUCCACAAGACCUUAAAGCUAAAAUUCUUCAGUAUAUAUUAAUUCCAUCUUUUGCUGUUGCUUUUGAAAGAGGAGAAGGUGAGAGGUUAAUCGGUGGACCUCCUGCACCUGAUCAAGACUUAAAUGAAAAUGUUAUGAGUGUUUUUAUCAAUAAAGUAAUAGACUCUGACAACCCCUUCAGAACUUCAGAUGCAGUGCGAAUUUUGUUGUUGCAGUUUUCAUGCCUUUUAGUGGAACAGGCAUCUCCUCAUAUACAUGAUGCAGCAAAUAAACGUCAAGGUAACAAGCUGAGAAGGUUAAUGACAUUUGCGUGGCCUUGCCUUUUAACUAAAAAUUGUGUUGAUCCUGCCACUAAAUAUCAUGGCCAUUUAUUGUUGGCUAACAUCAUAGCCAAAUUUGCAAUUCAUAAAAGAAUAGUCUUACAGGUUUUUCACAGUUUGUUGAAAGCUCAUGCAGCAGAGGCAAGAACUGUUGUAAGACAGGCUUUAGAAAUUCUAACACCUGCUAUGCCUGUGAGAAUGGAAGAUGGAAACAACAUGUUGACUCAUUGGACCAAAAAGAUCAUUGUAGAAGAGGGACAUACCUUAGCGCAGCUCGUUCACAUGUUGCAACUUUUGGUGAGACACUACAAGGUUUAUUACCCAGUUCGGCACCAUCUAAUCCAUCACAUGGUCAGCUCUGUACAAAGAUUAGUUUUCACACCAAAUGCUACAAUCGAGCAUAAACGCCUUGCGGUAGACCUCGCAGAAGUUAUGAUAAGAUGGGAAUUACGGAGACAUGGAGAAGAAGCUGAAAGAAAUCAGUUUGGAAUAGAUAAAACAGAGCAAAUGGAGGCAGCUCAAAGUGUAAUGAUGGCUGGGAAAAGAAAUAGUAUUGAAUCAUUGGAAAAAAGAAGUCGAAAUCUAUCCGGUCCUCCUGCAAAAAUAUCAGACCGUUACAAGACUGUUGACAAGGAGCAUUCAGAUGCUAUAGUUAAUUUUCUUUUACGCAUGGCUUGCCAGGUGAAUGAAUCUUCUUCAAGUAGUGGGACCACAGGAGAAAUGUUAUCUCGAAGGUGUGUGGCACUUUUAAAAAGUGCUUUGAAACCCGAUGUAUGGCCAAAUGCAGAAAUUAAACUUGGGUGGUCCGAUAAGUUACUGUGUACUGUAAAGGAAAGUGCUACUCCAAAUAUUGGAAAUGUCUGCACUGCUUUGGAACUUUUGGCCUUUUUGGUUAGUAAUUUAAGAAAAGAAGCAAUUUUGGCAACUUUUAAACAGCUGCAACGGGGACUUGCUGCCUGUUUGUCAUGUAGCCAUAUUAAGGUUAUAAAAUCUGUACACAGUUUAUUGACACGUUUGAUGAAUAUUUUCCCUACUGAACCUACCAAUUCUAAUGUGGCCUCUAAAUAUGAAGAAUUAGAAGGCCUUUAUAGUGUCAUCAGCAAUUGUAUAAUGGAAGGGCUUACAACAUAUGAGAAGUCACCUGUAGCUUCUCCACAGUCACUUUAUCCUACUCUGAUGUAUUUGAAGUCUGCUAUCUUGAGUAAUCCUUGUUACAUAGACAGACUGAUUUCAAUAUUUAUGCGUGUGUUACAGAAAAUGACAAAGGAACACCUAACACCACCUCCCGAUGAUGUUGGCACUGACACCCUUAUCCUUUGCCUUGACUUUGUCAAAAAUCGAGUUGGUGUAAUGGGCUCAGAUAUGCGAAAAAUUUACAUUGGUUCCAUUCUCUGCAGUUUGAUUGAGAAAUCUCAUGAUGUAAAAGUUCUAAAAGCUAUCACAAAGAUGGUUGAGGAAUGGAUUAAAAGCAAAUCGACUAUUGCUGUAAAUCAAGGACCUAAUGUGAAGGAGAAAUCCAUUCUCCUGGUAAAAAUGAUGCAGUUCAUUGAGAAGCGGUUCCCAAAUGAUUUGGAUCUGAAUGGCCAAUUCUUAGAACUUGUACAUUAUGUUUAUAAGGAUGAAUCUCUUAAAGGCACUGAACUGACUUCUAAGUUAGAACCAGCAUUUAUGGCUGGAUUGCGAUGUGUGCAGCCACAGAUCAGAGCAAAGUUCUUUGAAGUGUUUGAUAACAGCAUUAGACGCCGCCUUCAUGAUCGCUUAUUAUACAUUUUAUGUUCACAGAAUUGGGAGAAUAUUGGUCAGCAUUUUUGGAUUAAACAAUGCAUAGAAUUGCUACUUGUAACAGCUGUCGAUGGUGCUACCGUUCAAUGCUCUACACCUACUGUAAUGCUGCCUUCCAUGACAUCUGUGUAUGAACAAGCAGAUUCUCAAGAAAAGGCUAACUUCUCCAUGGCUGCAUUAAAUAUCCAAGGAACUGAUGGAGUUCAGGUUGAAAUAAAAGAAGAAGAAAUAGAUAUUGAACUGCCUUCCACCGAUGAUCCAAAUGUAAAAGCAUCCAUGGAAAGUCCUGCUGCAAGUCAAAAUAUUCUAGAUCCUAAACAAAAUGUACAAGCCUUGAUUUCAAAGCAGCUCAAGUUUCUGGAAACUGUAGGCCAAAUGAAAACCGUCAAUUUUCUCAAUGCUACUGCACAGCUCUGUCACUUGGAUACGAAUUUAGCUCAGUACUUAUGGCUUCAGCUAUUCCCUCGACUCUGGAAAAUCUUUAGUGAAAAACAACAGGGAGCUUUAAGCAAUGAGCUUGUUGCUUUUGUCUCAAGUGGCACUCAUGUAAUCCAGAAAGAUUGCCAUCCCAGUGCCUUGGGAACUUUCAUUGAAGGUGUUACUCAUUGUGUUCCUCCCAUUCCAUUGAGACCAUUGAUUCUUCAAUAUGAGGGUAAAGCUCAUAAUUUGUGGCACCGAGCUUGCUUAUGCUUAGAGCAGAUUUGUUUGGACAAAGGCUAUAUCCUUCAAGCUAAAUCAAGAACAAGUGCAGAAAGAACUGACAUUGAUGAAACUUUAGAUAGUAUUUCUGACAUGUACUUGCAGUUAAAAGAGGAAGAUCUCUGGGGUGGUCUUUGGCAGAAGCGGGCUAAAUAUACCGAAACAUCUACGGCUAUAUCAUUAGAACAGCAAGGAUUAUUUGUGCAAGCACUAGAAGCUUAUGAACAAGCAGCUAACAGACAUCAUCAAGACAUUGGAGCAGGAUUUAGCCCUUCCAAUCUAAAUAGUGAAGCAAAUGUAUAUUAUUCACAACUUCUGAGGUGUAUGAAAGAAUUGAAUGAUUGGUCUGGCAUUCUCAAUAUAGGAAUAACAUCUAAUGACCCUAACCUCAUUAUGGAAUCUGCGUGGCGACAGCAACCAAAUUGGAAUACAAUGAAAGAAGCCAUUGAGAGAGUUGAGGUAAAUUGUCCUCGAGAAGAUCAGUGGAAAUUGAACCUCUAUAAAGGCUAUUUGUUAGUAUGUCAUCCAGACGAUCGACAUUUGCCUUCUGUAGAAAAAGUCGUGGACCAAUGCUCUAUGCAGUGCAUUCGGGAAUGGAGGCGACUUCCUCAUAUAGUAUCUCACAUUCAUUUGCGGUUACUUCAGGCUGCUCAACAAAUCAUUGAACUUCAGGAUGCUGUUCAGAUACACCAGGGUCUGCUACCAACCAACCUAGGUCGCCCUCCGAGUCUGCAUGACAUGAAGGCCACUGUUAAAACAUGGCGCAAUCGCCUCCCUGUCAUCAGUGACGAUCUGUCUCAUUGGAGCGAAAUUUAUCACUGGCGACAAGAACACUACAAAACUAUAGUGACUUGUUAUGAAUCCGCACAGAAUGGUCAGACUAUUGAAUUGCAAGCUAACCAUGCAAUGCUUGGUGUUCAUGCUUCUGCACAGUCGAUAAUCUAUUUUGGGAAAAUUGCACGAAAGCAUGGAUUGAAUAAUGUAUGCUUGGAUGUUUUAGGACAGAUACAUUCAAUUCCCAGUGUGCCUAUAGUAGAUUGUUUUCAAAAGAUUCGUCAGCAAGUUAAGUGCUUUUUACAAAAAGCUCAUGCUGCUGGAAAAACAGAUGUCCAAGAAUCAACUCAAGCUUUGCAUGAAGGACUACAUGUAAUUGAUUCUACAAAUCUUAAAUACUUUACUAAAGAAAUGACUGCUGAAUUCUACGCAUUAAGAGCUGUAUUCCUUGCUCAACUUGGACGUUUUGAAGAAGCCAAUAAAGUUUUCAGUUCUGCCUGUCAGCUGCACGACACUUUAGUUAAAGCAUGGGCUUUGUGGGGCGAUUACUUAGAACAGCUGUUUACUAAGGAAAAGCCUGAAAAUCGUACAAUGAGCCUUGGUGUCUCAGCAUUGGUCUGUUUCUUGCAUUCUUGUCGACACCAGAAUGAAAACAAAUCUCGAAAAUAUCUUGCUAAGGUUUUAUGGCUUUUAACAUAUGAUGAUGAAUCUCAACAACUAAGUGAAGCUCUUGAUAAAAACAGUGUUGGAGUGCCUCCUCUUCAGUGGCUACCUUGGGUUCCACAAUUACUAACCUGCUUAAUACGCAAUGAGGGAAGGCAAAUGCUCAACAUCAUUAGUCAAGUUGGAAGAACAUUUCCCCAAGCCAUAUACUUUCCAAUUCGCACUCUGUAUCUUAUUCUAAAGAUAGAACAGCGUGAAAAAUAUAAAAGCAAUAAUCCAACUGUGGCUGGAUUAAGUACAUCUACUCCAAGCAGUCCAGCAGUUUCUCUUAGUGGAGAUGCUUCAAACCCUUCAGAACUUUCCUCAUCUGCAGCAACAUCUUCUGAGUCUUUGCCAAUCAGGGCUACACAACCAAUGUGGCGGUGUAGUAGAAUCAUGCACAUGCAGCGGGAUAUUCAUCCGACGAUUCUAUCGUGCUUAGAAGGCAUCGUAGAUCAGAUGGUAUGGUUCCGUGAAAAUGUAUAUGAAGAGGUUUUGAGGCAGCUGAGACAAGCUUUGGCGAAAUGCUAUGCUGUAGCCUACGAGAACGCUGGUGCUGUGUCUGAAGCCACAGUGACUCCACAUACAUUGAACUUUGUGAAGAAACUGGUAUCAACGUUUGGAAUUGGUGUUGAAAAUGUAUCCAGUGUUUCUACAACCAUCUCAAGCUCUGUUUCAGAGUCUUUAGCUCGGAGAGCACAAGCAACUGCUCAAGAUCCAGUUUUCCAAAAGAUGAAAGGACAGUUUACUGCAGAUUUUGACUUCAGUGUUCCAGGCGCUAUGAAACUACACAAUCUUAUUAACAAGCUUAAAAAAUGGAUUAAAAUCUUGGAAGGAAAGACAAAACUUCUUCCAAAAUGCUUCCUUAUUGAGGAGAAAUGCAGAUUUUUAAAUAACUUCUGUCAACAAACAGCUGAUGUAGAAAUCCCUGGUGAAUUUCUUCUACUUCGAAACCACUAUUUUGUUCGAAUUGCACGAUUCAUGCCGAAAGUGGAUAUUGUUCAGAAGCAUAAUACAGCAGCUCGAAGACUGUACAUAAAAGGUCACAAUGGAAAGAUAUACCCCUACUUGGUCGUUAGUGAUGCAUGCUUAAGUGAUGCAAGAAGGGAAGAACGUGUUCUGCAACUUCUGCGAAUGCUGAACCACCACUUGGGAAAACAGAAAGAGACAUCAAAACGUUUCCUCAACUUCACUGUACCUCGUCUUGUUCCCGUAAGCCCUCAGAUGCGUCUAGUAGAAGACAAUGAAUCUUCUAUUUCCCUUCUUGAUAUAUACAAACAGCGAUGUGCGAAACGCGGUAUUGAAUAUGAUGCACCUCUUGCAAGAUUCUAUGAGAGAUUGGCUACUGUACAAGCUCGUGGCUCACAAGCAAGUCAUCAAGUGCUGCGAGACAUUUUGAAAGAUGUUCAGAGUAUCAUGGUUUCCAAGACCUUACUUAAGGAUUGGGCUGAACAGACAUAUCCAUCAGCCACGGAUUAUUGGACAUUCCGAAAACAAUUUACUCUCCAGCUCGCUCUGUACGGCUUCAUCGAAUAUGUGCUCCAUCUCACCCGCCUAAAUCCGGACAUGAUGUAUAUUCAUCAAGAUAGCGGCCUCAUGAAUAUUUCUUAUUUUAGAUUUAACAUUGAAGAUUCGAAGGGUGAAUUUGAAGCUAGUCGGCCUGUUCCAUUCCGUCUCACUCCAAAUAUUGCCGAGUUUAUCACCACUAUUGGAGUGUGUGGCCCUAUGACAGCAUCUAUGAUUGCCACGGCUCGAUGCUUAAACAUGCCCAAUUUCAAAGUGGUUUCCCUGCUUAAAGCUAUACUGAGGGAUGAAAUGUAUGCAUGGUACAAAAAGAGACAAGAAGAUUCUCAGCCUUCCGAUGCUCGAUCAGAUGGACGACCAGAUACUGUGGAAGGGGCUAUUGUCAUACAGAUGGUUAACAAAGCAACAGGCCAAAUAGUGCAGAGACUACAGAAUCUUGCAGCAUUCGACAACCCACAGACUCAGUGCAAUGUGAGCACACUGGUUGCAGCUGCUAAUAGUCAUGAUAAUUUAUGUCGCAUGGACCCUGCAUGGCAUCCCUGGUUGUAAAUCUCCGGAAAUUUCAUCUUUGUAUAAAAUCAUAUGGGUUUACAUCAUUUGUGCUAUACAUUUUUAUGUAAUGUUUUAAGUAUUUGAAUUUGUAAUAAAGGAAUAUUCUCUUAA